AUGGCUCCACAGAAAAUAAGAUUGUAUAACGACGAUUAUAUAAAGUUUGGUUUCACGUUCAUUCAAAAGGAUGGUAUCCAAAUGCCACAGUGUGUUAUUUGUCACGUUGUGUUAAGUAACGAUGCUCUCCGACCAAGUCGACUAGAACGACAUUUAACCACAGCUCAUCCGAUGCUAAAAGAAAAACCUAAAGAGUUUUUUGUUGCUAAAAAAAAUUCUUUAAAUAAAAUUAAACUUGACAGAACCGGAGAAUUUCAACAGAAUAAUGAAAAAAUUAUUGAAGCUUCAUAUCACAUCGCCUUUAUGGUGGCUCAGCAAAAGAAACCACAUACAUUGGGUGAAACAUUAAUUAAGCCUAGCAUACUUAAAGCCGUUGAAAUAGUACUUGGUGAAGAAAGUAAAAGGAAAGUUUCUCAAAUAUCUCUUUCAGACAAUACAAUCAAACGACGCAUUGAUGAAUUAGCUUUGGACAUACAAAAUCAGUUGAUUCAUAAAUUAAAAAAUUCCGUAUUCUUUGCAAUUCAGUGUGAUGAAUCAACUGAUGUGGCCAAUUGUUGUCAGCUAUUAGUUUACUGCCGUUUUAUAAAUGAAAAGACUAUUGCAGAAGAGCUUAUGUUUUCCCAGGCCUUAAGUUCUACCUCAAAAGGCAGUGACGUUUUGUCUGCCAUCGAUAUAUUUUUUGAUCAGAAUGGCCUCUCAUGGAAAAAUGUUGUAGGUGUAUGUACAGACGGUGCCCCUGCUAUGCUAGGAUCACGAUCGGGUUUUGUGAAGCUUGCAAAAGAUAAAAAUCCAUCAAUAAUUGGUUCUCAUUGUGUAAUACACCGCCAAGCCUUAGCUGCAAAAACGCUGCCAUUUGAAAUUAAAAAUAUUCUUUGUUCUGAGCUAUCAGCCCAACAUUCUGUUUUAUUAUUCCAUACCGAGGUUCGUUGGUUAUCCAAAGGAAAUAUGCUUGAGCGUUUGUACGAAUUAAAGUCUGAAGUCGAAAUAAUGCUUUUACAAUUAGGAAAAGACGAUCUUCGGGAAAAUUUUACUGAUGAAAAUUUCACAUUCUACUUCGCAUAUCUAGCAGAUUUUUUUGAGACUAUUAAUAACCUAAAUCUCAAAUUACAAGGGAGGAAUAUAAACGUAAUAAUCGCGAACGAUACUAUCAACUCAUUUCUAGAAAAGAUACAACUGUGGAAACGCCGAGUAAACAAAGAGACUCCUAAUUUUUCGUCUUUCCGUCGACUGAACGAACUUCUCUCUGAUGAAGAAGAACCAUUUUGUCCUACUGGAUUGAAAGAUAUAGUGAUUAAACAUCUCGACAGUUUGACUGAUGAAUUCACUCGAUAUUUUCCAAAUUUUUCGAACAAAAGUUGGCAAUAUAUGUUAACAAGUUCUCCAUUCAGUACUAACGUAGACACAUUGCCAGAUAUAAUUCAAGAACAGGCAAUCGAGCUGAAGAACGAUUCACGGGCGAAAAUUGAUUUUAACAGUGGUAGCUCUUUGGAAGAAUUUUGGGUAAAAUACCAACCUAUUUAUCCUGAAAUUUCAAAUGAAGCUUUAAAAGUCCUUGUACAAUUUUCAUCUACAUAUUUGUGCGAAUCUGGGUUCUCCAGCAUGGCAGUUAUAAAAAACAAACAUAGAAAUCGUUUAGAUGUCGCAUCUGACUUAAGGUGUUCAUUAUCAAAUAUUGAGCCGAACAUAAAAAAACUGUCCAAGGAAAAGUGUUGUCAGCAUUAA
This is a messenger RNA of Rhopalosiphum padi (bird cherry-oat aphid), 1722 nucleotides long. RefSeq names its product SCAN domain-containing protein 3-like. NCBI's taxonomy places the organism in Eukaryota, Metazoa, Arthropoda, Insecta, Hemiptera, Aphididae. The transcript is spliced from 2 exons. The coding region runs from base 1 to 1722 and encodes 573 amino acids. Gene Ontology annotation, molecular function: protein dimerization activity. The record is from RefSeq and is a predicted model, not a curated record.